Harpegnathos saltator (Jerdon's jumping ant) is the source of this 3510-nucleotide messenger RNA. Its product is annotated as sodium-dependent nutrient amino acid transporter 1-like. NCBI's taxonomy places the organism in Eukaryota, Metazoa, Arthropoda, Insecta, Hymenoptera, Formicidae. The record is from RefSeq and is a predicted model, not a curated record. Gene Ontology annotation, biological process: amino acid import across plasma membrane; sodium ion transmembrane transport; nitrogen compound transport. Gene Ontology annotation, cellular component: plasma membrane. Gene Ontology annotation, molecular function: L-amino acid transmembrane transporter activity; amino acid:sodium symporter activity. The transcript has 8 exons. The coding region runs from base 1559 to 3433 and encodes 624 amino acids.
UCGAUCGCCGUCGCCCUUAUCUUCCUCAUUGUCGGGAUGAGAUUUGUUUAUAAAAGUAAUCCCGCAGUCUCGCCGUCACGAGACGAGACGAUCUUUAUGGCUUUACAAUCCCUGACCUGGUCUCUUUUCGGCAGACGAGACGAGACGCUUGCGCUGCUGCACGCGCACGAGACGUCAUCGUUCGCUCGCGUUUAUCUCGCGUUGCAGCGCGUUUAAUUGACCAUGUGACAAUUUUAUUGCGUAAUCAAUAUUUACGAUAACGGUCACGCAUACUGGCCUCGGUCCGCCAAUACGCGCGAUAAUUGCGGGGAUGAUUAGCCACAUUGAUACUCCGAUACAAGAAUAGCCGCAACUUUGAAAAUGCAUUUCAUUUCCAGAAUACUUGCCGUUUCAACUUCGAUCUGCUGAUAUUGAGUAACCUUCGCUUUAUCGUCUUCGCGUCUCUCGCGUUGUCUUAUCGUCGCGAACGAGUAGACGGACAAGUUCAUGGAGAAGCAAUAAAGGAGGCACAAUACAAUCCACGGGAUGCCUGCGAAAAGUUAGUUACCUUACCCGUGACUGAUUCCCCCACUGCGAGGAGACACGAAAUGAAGCCUCUCCUUCGUCGGAGAAACCUCUUCCAAUGCUUUGCAGUUGAAAGAGAAAAGCGACGACAUCGACUUGGGGAAUGAGGAGACCAAGAGGAAACAGAGGCCAAGGCAUGUGACAGGCGCGAAGAGGCGCGUGGCGGCGCAAGCUGCGAAGUGCAUGCAGGUAUGCGAUCGGUAUCUAAUCGACGUAAAGAUCAGAAUUCUAUCCGACUUGGCGGGAUUUCUUGACCAAUCCGCGGCCGACGUCGACGAGUGGGACAGAUCAUUCUCAGACUGCGGAUGCAAGGAGCUCGACAUCUUUAUCUCCCGCCGACUCGAAGGCUCGCAGACGCGCUAGCGAUCUGCAAAGCGAGAUCAGCGGUAUAACGCUUCCGGUUGGACCGCUUGAAUCUUCGUUAGUGACAACGCCGGGGCUCCACAGUGGAUUGCUAGAGCACCUCGAUAAGGAUUUUUUCAAGUUCGCGAUUGUGAGGAAUAUCGAAAAGAAGAGCGACGAGAGCGUCGGAUUAAGCAAGAGGAUUAAGAUCGCGAAUGACCGUCGCGGUGACGCUCGCCCGGAAUGCAACAACCACGUUAUCAUCGCGAAAAACAGGAUAUCGAGCCUUAGAAGAUUCAACAACCGGAAUGCGUCUUGGAGGCCAGACGGACUCAAGAACGACAGAGAUAGUGACGAUCUUUUUUCUUCUUUCCUUCUCUCGGGCAGAGUACCACGAAAUCGCUAGUUGUUGUGAUAUCUUAUCGCGAAGAUAGGAUGAAGAUUGCUUCUCUCCGAGAGGAGGAUUAGUUGGAGAUCCUGGUUUGAGACUUACGACUGAAGAGUUCGGAGGACAGUUUCAUACGGCGAUUAGUGCCGCCAUAUCGUCGUGGUAGUGGAAUAAUUUUUUUUCGACAUCGCUGCAUCUCUUGUUUUUUUUUUCUUCUUCUUUCUUUCUUUCUUCUUCUUUCUCGUGCAACGCGAUCCCGCUAGGAUGACACAAAUAGAGGAUAAAGUAUAUCAAAAUAAAGGAUAUAUCAACGAGGCUUUCCAGCUAGACGAAGCUUUACGUUACGAUGCCAAGGAUACCAUUCCACCGGAUCGGCAGGAGCAACCCAAAAAGCCAACAACGGUGGAAACGGCCGAAUGGGGUGGCAGAUUGGAAUUCCUGAUGGCCUGCAUAGCCACUUCCGUCGGGCUCGGGAACGUCUGGCGAUUUCCGUUCACCGCCUACGAGAACGGAGGUGGUGCUUUCCUGAUACCCUACAUCAUAGUCUUAAUUUUGAUCGGGAAGCCGUUCUACCUCGUAGAGGCACUCCUCGGCCAGUUCACCAGCAAAUCGUGCGUGAAAACGUGGUCGAUGGCGCCGGCCAUGAAGGGUUUGGGAUACGCUCAGGCUUUCGCCGCGUUCUGCGUCGUUUCGUACUACUGCGCUCUGAUGGCACUGACUCUGUACUAUUUGGUAGAGAGCUUCCAGGCGGAGUUGCCAUGGUCGAUUUGCCGUCCUGAGUGGCGAGGUCACUGCAUCGACGUGACAUCGAACGGCAGCGUUUCCAACAGCCGUAACGUCAGCAGUUCGGCGGAACUAUACUUCCGGAAGGUGGUGUUGCAGGAGUACGAUUCCAUCGAGAACGGUAUCGGCGUGCCGUCCUGGCAGCUGUCGAUAUGCCUGUUCCUCAGCUGGGCCUGCAUCUUCGGGGUCCUGUUCCGCGGCGUCAAGAGCACCGGCAAAGCCGCCUACUUCCUUGCGAUAUUCCCGUACGUCGUGAUGACGGCCUUGCUUGUCAGAGCCGUCACCCUUGAAGGCGCUGUUAAUGGCAUUCUCUUCUUCGUCACGCCCAAGUGGGACGUCCUGUGGGAACCCAAGGUCUGGUACGCCGCGAUCACUCAAUGCUUCUUCUCGUUGUCCGUCUGCUUCGGGCCGAUCAUCAGCUACUCGUCUUACAAUAACUUCGGCCACAAGGUGAACAGGGACGUCAUGAUAGUCACGACGUUGGAUACGUUCACCAGCCUGAUGGCCGGCUGCACGAUCUUCGGGAUCCUUGGCAAUCUCGCCCAUGAGAUGAACACGACGGAUAUCUCGACGGUGGUGCGUGGCGGCACCGGUCUGGCCUUCAUCUCGUAUCCCGACGCGCUUUCGCGCUUCACCUUCGUGCCCCAGCUGUUCUCUGUGCUGUUCUUCAUCAUGAUGUUCGUUCUCGGCACGGGCAGCGCCGUCGCGCUCUCCGCCGCGGUCUUCAGCGUUUUCCGCGACCAUCUGCCGAACAUGAAGCAGUGGCUGCUGGUGCUCUGCGUCAGCUGCUUUGGCUUCCUCGUCAGCCUGAUUUACAUCACUCCGGGUGGUCAAUGGAUGGUGGCGUUGAUCGAUUAUUACGGCGGUACAUUCGUCGCGAUAAUCGUCGGUGUUCUCGAGAUGGUGACCAUCUUCUGGGUCUACGGUCUGUCGAAUUUCCUCAAUGAUAUGGAGUUUAUGCUGGGCAACAGGCUGGGAAUCUACUGGCGGCUGUGUUGGCUCUUGGUCACGCCUCUGCUCAUGAUCGUCAUUUUGAUCUACACGAUCGCCACGUACGAGGCGCCCACGUACGACGGCUUGCGAUUUCCCGAUUACGCUUACGGAAUAGGAUGGUUCAUGUUUGCCAUCGGAAUAUUCCCAAUAGUAUGGUGGAUCUGUCAGAAGAUCAUCGUAAACCGAUCGUCGUCGCUCAUAGAAUCUAUCAAGGCGGCCUUCCGACCCGCGAAGGGCAAAUGGGGCCCGAAUGACCCGAAGGUACGCCGAGAAUGGGAGGACUUCAUCGCGCGGAAGAACUUCGGAAGAACCUCCAAGUUUCGCUUUUCACGAGACGGUCUGAUAGAGAUGUUUCUUAAAUGACGAAGAGCCUAGUUUAUUAUUUAUAUUUCCUUGUACCAUAAAUAAAGAAUUAGCUGCAUUUUUAUUACCUCCCUUAA